Rosa rugosa (rugosa rose) is the source of this 747-nucleotide messenger RNA. Its product is annotated as RNA polymerase II C-terminal domain phosphatase-like 4. The record is from RefSeq and is a predicted model, not a curated record. The transcript has a single exon. The coding region runs from base 1 to 747 and encodes 248 amino acids. Gene Ontology annotation, molecular function: RNA polymerase II CTD heptapeptide repeat phosphatase activity. Gene Ontology annotation, cellular component: nucleus. Lineage: Eukaryota; Viridiplantae; Streptophyta; Magnoliopsida; Rosales; Rosaceae.
AUGGCAACUCUUUCGGCGGAUCUCAAUGGUAAUGUUUCUUUUCCUUCUUCUUUUCAGGUUUCAAAUUGUUCUUCUAACCCUAAUUUUGCCAGAGCACUGAGUUUCAAUUCCAACUCCAGAGAGCUCCACUUGGUUCUCGAUCUGGAUCACACACUCCUCCACACCACUAAACUCUGUAAUCUGACACCUGAAGAAGACUAUCUCAAGAUCGGAACCCAUCCUCAUCGAGAUGUUUUCGUGCUUGAAACUGUGAUCACCAAGCUCAGGCCCUUUGUCUGGAGAUUCUUGGAUGAAGCCAGCAAGAUGUUUGAGCUGUACAUAUACACAAAGGGUAACCGGUACUAUGCGGGUCUAAUGGCUGCCCUGCUUGAUCCUAGGAAGGAGUAUUUCCCUUCCAGUUCUAGAGUCAUAUCGUGCGAGGAUCACGGAAUCGUGGGGCGAUAUAAGAGUCUGGAUGCUGUGGUUGGCUGCAAUUAUUCUAAUGUUUUGAUCCUUGAUGAUACAGAAGAGGCAUGGACAAAGGAAAGCCGGGACAAUCUAAUCGUUGUCGACAAGUAUUGUUUCUUUAGGCACAAAAUGGGCCUAGCUAAGUCUCAUGCUGAGUUAAAGACUGAUGAAUGUGGAUAUCUUGCAGCACUUCUUGAAGUGCUUAAGGUAAUCAACCGUGUCUUCUGUGAUGAACUAGCCAGAAAUCCUUCUGGUGUAGAUGUGAGGGAUGUGUUACAACUGUUUGGAAACAAUUGUUGA